UCGGAUAUGCUAUAAGUUGUGUUUGACCAACCACGCGAUUCUUGACGUCUUAUCGAAGUACAUAAAUUGUAGCACCUAUUGGAUCAUAAUUUGAUUGUUCAUCUUCUUCGAUUCAACUUAAAACCCUAGAAAUAUUACCUCCCAAGAUAUUCACUGUCAUAUGAUGGGGGGAAGUUCAAUCGAUGAUGAUUGGGAGUUUGCUGCUCCUUUGAAUGGACUUAGAACUCUUGUUUUGGUUGGAAGGACAGGUAAUGGUAAAAGUGCAACUGGGAAUAGUAUCCUUGGAACGAAGGAAUUCCUAUCAAAGGCUAGCUCAGCUGGUGUAACUAGUACUUCAGAGCUGAGAACAACUGUGCUGAAAGAUGGCCAGAUGCUUAAUGUGAUAGAUACUCCAGGAUUGUUUGAUUCUUCCGUUGAUACUGAAUUCAUUGGGAAGGAGAUUGUUAAAUGCAUCAAUAUGGCCAGGGAGGGUAUACAUGCUGUUCUUGUUGUCCUCUCAGUCCGAAAUCGGUUUUCAAAAGAAGAAGAAUCUGCAAUAAGUAGCUUGAGGGUUUUGUUUGGGAACAAAAUUAAUGAUUAUAUGAUAGUGGUUUUUACUGGUGGGGAUGAACUUGAAGAGAAUGAGCAGACUUUGGAAGAUUUCUUAGGAGACUGUCCUGUGCCCUUAAAGGAAACCCUUAGCAUGUGUGGGGAUAGAUGUGUCAUUUUUGAUAAUAGGACAAAAGAUCAAAGGAAGAAAGAAAAUCAAGUGCAUGAGCUCCUCUCUCUUGUCAACAUGGUAUUAACAAAGAACAAUGGCAAGCCAUAUACUGAUGAGAUUUUUAGUGAAUUGAAGAGAGGGACUAUGAAGCUUCAUGAACAAACAGAACAAGUUCAAGCUCUGCAGGGGUAUAGCAAACAGGAGAUAUCCUAUCUGACAGAGAAGAUGAAUAGAUCAUAUGAAGAGCAGCUUAAGCGAAUCACUGAAAUGGUGGAGUCGAGGCUCAAGGAAACAACUUCAAGACUUGAAAAACAAUUGGCGGAAGAGCAGAUUGCACGGUUGAAGUCUGAAGAGAUGGCCCAGGCUGCUCAAAAGCAGUCGAACGAUGAGAUCCGUCAGCUGAGAGAGAAUCUAGAGAGAGCCCAGAGGGAGACAGAGGAGCUCCGAAAGAGAGCGGAAAGUGGUAAGUGUGCUAUUUUGUGAUUCUUUUCUCCGCUCCGCAAACAAACAUGUAUUAUAUUUUUCUUCACAACUGCGGGAUAACCACAACGUCCUUUCAUCGAUAUGUUCUUAUGCACUUGGAUUUGCUUUAAGGUUGUAUAUAUGAUCUAAUUCUACAAUCUACCUGUGGAAUUUUCUUGGU
Molecule: messenger RNA, 1343 nt
Organism: Cynara cardunculus var. scolymus (artichoke)
Lineage: Eukaryota; Viridiplantae; Streptophyta; Magnoliopsida; Asterales; Asteraceae
Product: immune-associated nucleotide-binding protein 9-like
Exons: 6
Coding region: 161-1183 (340 amino acids)
Molecular function (GO): GTP binding
Source: RefSeq, a predicted model, not a curated record